AUGACUGUCCUCAAGCUUCAUAUAGAUUGCACCAACCCUCUUGCGAAGGAGGUAUAUGGUAACUACUCGAACUGGAAGCUAUUCUGCAUUCUUCGCCGAUAUCUCGAGCCACGGAAAAGAACUUUAUCGAUGAAAGAGGCUGUUACACUUAUUUAUAAGAUCCUCAUGCCGGUAGUACCUGGAAAGCCCAUUGAAUACCCGGUUGAAGCAUUUGGUUCCGUCAUCUUGAGUGCGGCUCGCCAAGUCCCCUACUUUCAUACAUCGCAAGAUCGCCUCGUCCGACUUUUAGAGCAACUUCACCAGUUCAUCGAGCUCGAUUUGACCAACAAGCUGGAGACAGAAACAUUGCACUUGGUUCUGGAAAGUGUGGUCAGGGCGGCACGGGAAAUCUAUAAUGGUCAGUCAGUUGCUUUACAAGUUGCCCCUAUGAAAGUUUGA
Messenger RNA from Penicillium brasilianum, 438 nucleotides. The record is from the annotation of a GenBank genome assembly. NCBI's taxonomy places the organism in Eukaryota, Fungi, Ascomycota, Eurotiomycetes, Eurotiales, Aspergillaceae.